This is a messenger RNA of Loxodonta africana (African savanna elephant), 6137 nucleotides long. RefSeq names its product phosphorylase kinase regulatory subunit alpha 2 (gene PHKA2). Gene Ontology annotation, cellular component: phosphorylase kinase complex. The transcript has 33 exons. The coding region runs from base 478 to 4185 and encodes 1235 amino acids. The record is from RefSeq and is a predicted model, not a curated record. Lineage: Eukaryota; Metazoa; Chordata; Mammalia; Proboscidea; Elephantidae. Gene Ontology annotation, biological process: glycogen metabolic process. Gene Ontology annotation, molecular function: calmodulin binding.
AAUUUUUUUUUAAGGCUGGACUCCGUGGGUUCCGCCGGGGCGGGCCGAGGCGGGCCGUGAACUGACCUGGGGUGGAACGCCUCGGAGGUUGCGGCGGGCAGGCCUGUGUCUCCCGCCCAGGGGAGGGGUGGUGGCUGCCCCGGGGCCUUCUCAGACCGCCCCAAGACACAAAAGGCUUGGCGGGGGCGUUGUCCCCGCACGCCCCGAACCCGGGCCCCGGGGCGCCGGAGUGAGCGGCCCGGCCUAGGCGGGGCCGCCCGAGCACCAGCCCCGGUGUUCGCCCCCGCUCCUCCGCGCGGUGCAAAACUCUGGUUAGCUAGCUUUGCAUCACACUCUGGUUCUAUCAUUUCAAAAAAGUCUCGACCUCUUGGGCCCUCAGCCCGAGAGCCGGCCUAGGCUGUGCGUAUCUGGGUACCGGGUCCGCUGGAGCGUCUCAGCACAGCAGGUCCGGCGCCACCGCCCCGGAGCAUCGGAAAUAUGCGGAGCAGGAGCAAUUCCGGGGUCCGCCUGGACGGGUACGCGCGACUGGUGCAGCAAACCAUCCUUUGUUACCAGAAUCCUGUCACGGGGCUGCUGUCAGCUAGCCAUGAGCAGAAGGAUGCCUGGGUGCGGGACAACAUCUACAGCAUCCUGGCUGUGUGGGGCCUGGGAAUGGCCUACCGCAAGAAUGCCGACCGUGAUGAGGACAAGGCCAAGGCCUAUGAGCUGGAACAGAACGUGGUGAAACUGAUGCGGGGGCUUCUCCAGUGCAUGAUGAGACAGGUGGAUAAGGUGGAGAAGUUCAAGCACACACAGAGCACCAAGGACAGCCUGCACGCCAAGUACAACACUGCCACCUUCAGCACCGUGGUGGGCGACGACCAGUGGGGCCACCUUCAGGUGGAUGCCACCUCCCUCUUCCUCCUCUUCCUUGCCCAGAUGACUGCCUCAGGCUUACGUAUUAUUUUCACCCUUGAUGAGGUGGCCUUCGUACAGAAUCUUGUUUUUUACAUAGAAGCUGCAUAUAAAGUCGCUGAUUAUGGCAUGUGGGAACGUGGAGAUAAGACGAACCAGGGCAUACCAGAAUUGAAUGCAAGCUCUGUCGGAAUGGCCAAGGCGGCACUUGAGGCAAUUGAUGAACUGGACCUUUUUGGAGCUCAUGGAGGACGCAAGUCAGUGAUCCAUGUCCUGCCAGAUGAGGUCGAGCAUUGCCAGUCCAUCCUGUUCUCCAUGUUGCCAAGAGCAUCAACGUCUAAAGAGAUUGACGCUGGGCUGCUUUCCAUUAUUUCUUUCCCAGCCUUUGCAGUGGAAGAUGUCAGCCUUGUGAAUGUGACAAAAAAUGAAAUUAUUUCCAAGCUCCAGGGUCGUUACGGAUGUUGCCGCUUCCUUCGAGACGGUUAUAAAACCCCGAGAGAGGACCCAAACCGAUUGCAUUAUGAUCCCGCGGAACUCAAACUCUUUGAAAACAUCGAAUGUGAGUGGCCUGUGUUCUGGACAUAUUUCAUAAUUGACGGAGUCUUCAACAAAGACGCUGUUCAGGUCCAAGAGUACCAAGAGGCCCUGGAGGGAAUAUUAAUCAGAGGCAAGAAUGGGAUCCACUUGGUUCCAGAACUGUAUGCCAUUCCACCUAACAAGGUAGACGAAGAAUAUAAGAACCCUCACACAGUGGACAGAAUACCUCUGGGGAAGCUGCCUCAUCUGUGGGGUCAGUCCUUGUACAUCCUCAGCACGCUGCUGGCAGAGGGAUUCCUUGCCACUGGUGAAAUUGAUCCCCUAAAUAGAAGAUUUUCCACUUCAGUCAAACCUGAUGUUGUAGUACAAGUCACUGUCUUGGCAGAAAACAAUCACAUUAAGGAGUUGUUGAGGAAACAUGGGAUAAGCGUUCAGAGUAUUGCUGACAUUCAUCCGAUUCGCGUCCAGCCUGGCCGGAUUCUGAGCCACAUAUAUGCCAAGCUUGGACGAAACAAGAAUAUGAAAUUGAGUGGGCGACCAUAUCGGCAUAUUGGUGUCCUUGGCACAUCUAAACUCUAUGUGAUUAGGAACCAGAUCUUUACUUUCACACCCCAGUUCACCGACCAGCAUCACUUCUACUUGGCCCUGGACAACGAGAUGAUCGUGGAGAUGCUGCGGAUUGAGCUGGCCUACCUGUGCACCUGCUGGCGGAUGACGGGCAGACCCAUGCUCACGUUCCCCAUCACCCACACCAUGCUCACAAAUGAUGGUGCCGACAUCCAUUCUGCAGUUCUGUCUACAAUUAGAAAACUAGAAGAUGGCUAUUUUGGAGGAGCAAGAGUGAAAUUAGGGAACCUUGCAGAAUUUCUCACCACCUCAUUCUACACAUACCUGACCUUCCUGGACCCUGACUGUGAUGAGAAGUUGUUUGAUGAUGCCAGCGAAGGAAGCUUCAGUCCUGACAGUGAUUCUGAAAUAGGAGGGUAUUUAGAAGACAACUGUAAUCGAGAAAGCCAAGAUGAAUUUGAUCAGUAUAUCAACCACCUGCUGCAAAGCACAUCUUUGAAGUGCUAUCUGCCCCCUCUUUGUAAGAAGACAGAAGACCACCAUGUUUUCAGUGCUGUCCAUUCCACUCGGGAUAUACUUUCUGUCGUGGCAAAAGCAAAGGGUUUGGAAAUUCCGUUUGUUCCCAUGGCUUUGCCAACUAAAGUCCUGAGUACCCAUCGUAAAUCACUGAAUCUUGUUGAUUCUCCUCAGCCACUCCUAAAAAAGGCUCCUGAAGGUGAUUUCCAGUGGCCUCGAGAUGACCGUGGUGAUGUGGACUGCGAGAAGCUGGUUGAGCAUCUGAAAGACUGUUCAAACCUACAGGACCAAGCAGACAUCUUGUAUAUUCUUUAUGUAAUAAAGGGCCCCAGCUGGGACACAAAUCUCUCUGGACAGCACGGGGUCACUGUUCACAACCUCCUCAGCGACCUGUAUAAGAAAGCCGGCUUGAACCAAGAGUGGGGUUUGAUUCGCUACAUCUCGGGCCUGCUCAGAAAGAAAGUGGAGGUCCUGGCAGAGGCCUGCACGGACCUGCUGUCACACCAGAAGCAGCUCACGGUGGGCCUGCCCCCCGAGCCCCGGGAGAAGACCAUCUCUGCGCCCCUCCCCCCAGAGGAGCUCACAAAACUCAUCUAUGAAGCCAGCGGGCAAGACAUCAGCAUCGCCGUCCUCACCCAGGAAAUUGUGGUUUACCUGGCCAUGUAUGUCAGGGCCCAGCCCAGCCUCUUUGUGGAGAUGCUCCGACUCCGGAUUGGGCUGAUCAUCCAGGUGAUGGCCACAGAGCUGGCGCGGAGCCUGAACUGCUCAGGAGAAGAAGCUUCUGAAAGUUUGAUGAACCUCAGCCCUUUUGAUAUGAAGAAUCUCCUGCACCAUAUUCUCAGUGGAAAAGAGUUUGGUGUUGAAAGGAGCAUGCGACCUAUCCACUCCGCCACAUCCAGCCCUGCCAUCUCCAUCCAUGAGGUGGGACACACUGGAGUCACCAAAACCGAGAGGAGUGGCAUUAACAGGCUGAGGAGCGAGAUGAAACAGAUGACUAGGCGAUUUAGUGCUGAUGAACAGUUCUUUUCUGUGGGCCAGGCCGUGUCAAGCAGUGCACAUUCCUCCAAGUCUGUGAGGUCCAGCACCCCAUCCUCGCCCACAGGCACAUCAUCGUCAGACUCAGGAGGGCAUCACAUCGGCUGGGGGGAGCGGCAGGGCCAGUGGCUGCGCAGGAGGCGGCUGGAUGGGGCCAUUAACAGGGUCCCUGUGGGAUUCUACCAGAAGGUUUGGAAGAUCCUCCAGAAGUGCCAUGGUCUCUCCAUUGAUGGUUAUGUCCUCCCCUCCUCAGCGACGCGAGAGAUGACCCCGCAUGAAAUAAAGUUCGCUGUCCACGUGGAGUCAGUGCUGAACCGCGUGCCCCAGCCAGAGUACCGGCAGUUGCUGGUGGAAGCGAUCUUGGUGCUGACGCUGCUCUCUGACACGGAGAUGAACAGCCUCGGGGGCAUCAUCCACGUGGACCAGAUCGUGCAAACGGCCAAUCAGCUGUUCCUGCAGGACCAGAUGGCCAUUGGUGCCCUGGACACCCUGGAGAAAGACCAAGCCACAGGGGUUUGCCACUUCUUUUAUGACAGUGCUCCCAGUGGGGCCUACGGGACAAUGACCUACCUAACAAAAGCAGUAGCCUCGCACUUGCAGGAGUUGCUGCCCAACUCCGGCUGCCAGAUGCAAUAGGCUCUUGGCUGUAAGUGGGACUGUGCUCUGAAUCUGUCCCUUGUCCCCUAGCCUCAAUGGGAACCCUCUUCUAUUCCCCAAGACUCCCUAUGUGGUUGCAAAUGCAUGUCUCAUCAGAAAGAUCCCCAGGGAGGAGACGGAGCCCCCGACCUGAAGCCAAUGUACGUUCCAGCCACAGAUGAAGCAAGCUGAUGUUGCCUGUGCUCACCCAGGAAUGCCACGGGAUCAUUUCCUCGGCUCAUUUUGCUGGAGCUGUGUCACAGCAUCUGGUCUCAUAGACUCUGAGGAGGAAUUGGAAAUUGGUCUCUUUCGAGUGCAGAGUGAAUUGAGAAGGCAGCUUUAAUUGGCACUCACAGAGUUCCAGAAAUAGGUUCGAUGAGCUAGUGACACAUCUUGAAGAUGGAAAGAUCCUUCAAGCAGCAGUAGCUAGACAAGCAGACCUUGACAAGGGGAACACCUUGACAGGAUGCAUUCUGUCUGGACCAAACCGUUUACCAAAUACACUUCUAUCUUUCUGUGGAAUUUUGGUUUUGUUGUGCCUUGCUUUCUCUCUUAGCCUCUUGUUUUAUUGGCAUGGCUGUCUUUUCAAGUACCAUAAUUCUCUAUCACCAAGAUUUAGAAAGUUGCUCCCAGUUAAAAUUUGGUUGAUGGUAUUCAAGGAUUUUAUCCUGACAGCCCAUGAAAGAGGGGUUUCUCUUGUCUUAUCAAAAAUCCCACAGCUCCUAGAAUCCAGCAAAAAAAAAAAAAAAGGGAAGGUGAAGCUCCAACUCUUGUAAUAGCUAGGUAAACUACUGUUUUUAGGACUGGCACAGACGAGGGUGUUCUCUUGAGAGGCCUGCACUGGUGAUUUGUAUGAGGGACCAGGCCUACUACCUAGCUGCUCGCUGCCCUCCAGGCGGGCCACCCAGCCCCCAGUGCAGUGUGACCACCUGGCAGGCAAGCCAGUACUUCUUCCCUAUUCUCUGGGUGAACCCAUCAUGUGAGUCAUCAGGUGCCAGGAAAAUUAGGGGUGUAUUCCCACAGAAACAAUGCUUCCCUGUUAUAAAUAGAGCCAGGCUGGGAACUCGAGACCUUUCUGCAGAAGCACUUUCAAGGCACGCAGGUAGGUGUGGUCGGAGGUAUCGCUUGUAGUGUAUCAGGGGCAAGUCUUGCUAAGGUCCUGGUGAAUGGAGUUUCGUUCUAGGCACUGUCUUAUCUUGAGGGGAAAAGGUUUCCGCAAAUCAGUGAGCCUUGAAGGACAAUUAUUCCCCUUGUAGCCAAAUGGGGAACUCUGGUAGGGAGUGAUGCGGAAGAGUCCUGGUGACUCUGCCUCUGAAACGGAAAUGUGGCUAUUGGGCUGUUUCCUCAGCACUUUACAUGGAGGUAGAGAAGAGAAGGUGCUCUAGUUGCUUUGAGGUGACAUCGCUGUACCAGUGCCCUGAGUCAGGAUGCCACACUGAUGGUCACUCUUGAAGGAGAGGUGAGCAGGUGGCCUUGCGCUCCUGACACCUCAGUCAGGAGCCUCUCUUCAGUCUAAGCCGUGCUGCCCCUGGGAGGGACCACCUGGAACACCAUCCCCGUGCACUUAUCCGGGCUUGGUGUACAGGCCCUGUUCACAGGGGGCCACAAUCCUUUAUCUCCUGUCUCUUCGAAACCACAGUCCUUUUCUUGCUAAGGUACAGAGUGGUUUCAUAUCCCUGAAACCUCUAUCAACUUCGGACAUAAUGGACUUCAGCCUCUCUGCUUUCUUCCUUCCCUCUCUCCUCACCCUCCCCUUUCCUAUUGGUGUUGGUACGUAAAACCUUUCUCCUCAGAUUACUAGAUCGUUCCUUCAUUCUUUAACAUAUCUCGAACUCUGUGUGUCAGGUGUGGGAGUACAAAGAUAAAUAAGACGGGACUCAGCCCUCAAGGGCUUCCCCCCAGUGAGGGUGGCUGACCUGGGAAGAUGACCAUACUUCAGUGGGAUGGGGCAC